UUGUCUGUCUGUCUGUCUGCCCGUCGCCAUUGGGAUUAAUGUUGUUAAAACGUUUGUUUUGUAGUUAAAUGUCUGUUAUUCGUCAAGCAUACCUAAUUAUUGAUAAAUAAUAACACUUAGAACUUUCAGGUGUGAAUUAUGCUGGUAUCUAAUGUACUAAAGACUGAAAAUGGCGUUACUAGUCUUACUGUUAUUCCUCAUUUGUGCCAUCUGUGUAGGAAGGCCUUUACGAAAAAUUCAGAUCUUACAGAACAUUUGCUAACACACGGAUAUCAAAAUGAUGAACCAACAGAAACGAUCGUAUCCGAUGCGGAUGCAGAAAAUGUGACAAAACCAUUCGUGUGUAAUCUAUGCAACAAAGGCUUCACUAGCAAAGCUUACCUUUUGAAACAUCACUUGCUGCACGAAGGCGAAAAACCAUUUUCAUGCGAUGUUUGCGAUAAAGGAUUUAGUCACAAAUCGAAUUUACAGAAACAUUAUCUCACACAUGAUCCUGAAAAAGCGAAACGAUAUGAGUGCAAACGUUGUGGCAAAGAUUUUACUUCAAAGGCCUACCUCAAGAAACAUGAUUUAAUACAUACUGGACAAAAGCCUCAUGUUUGCAACAUAUGCUCCAAAGCGUUUACGUUAAAAACUAAUCUCCAGAAACAUUUUUUGAUACAUACCGACAACAAACCGAUGUAUGUUUGUGAUCUUUGUAGUAAAUCCUUCACCUCCAAAGGGUAUUUAGAAAAACAUCGACUUAUACAUAUAGAUGAACGACCUCAUGUUUGUGGAGUCUGUUUCAAAGCAUUCACUUUGAAGACAAAUCUACAUAAACAUUAUUCAACACAUACAUCGCAACGUCCAUAUGCUUGUGAAGAGUGCGGCAAACGCUUCAAGAUGAAAGUUGGGCUUGAGCAACACUAUACAGUACAUUCUAAUGAAAAACCGUACGCUUGUGAUAUGUGUCCAAAAUCAUUUAAAAACAAAAAUGCUUUAGAUAGGCAUGAAAAAUCUCAUAUAAUGGAAUAGAUUAAUUAUGUUGAUAGAAACUUUUAUGCAAAUUUAUGAGUGAAAACUUUUUAGAAAAUUAUAAUGCAAAGUACAAUUAUUCUUUGACGUAACACAUAAUUAGAUAUUUGUAGAAAUGAAUAUAAAAAUGAACUAUGCAUUGCUGUAUAUUAGUAUAUUUACUUCUGUAUUUGGUUAAGGAAGAGAAAUUUCUUUCAAAACGAAAAAUAAUCAUCUAACUAAUCAUUUUUAGUUGUUGUUUUAUUGAAAUUUACAUAAAACAUUCUUUACAUAAACAUUCUUGAUACUCUUCUGUUAUCAGGACCAGAUUCAGAAAUGUAUUCAUGUUUGCAUGCAUGCGUAUGUAUGUGUGUAUACAUACACAUAACAUUUCUGAAUCCAAUCCUGAUAACAAGAGUACCACAUUCUCUGCAUUUUCUUUUGUUUUAUAAAGUGAAUGUCGAUCAUAUUAAAUACUAUUACUGAA
Molecule: messenger RNA, 1480 nt
Organism: Stegodyphus dumicola
Lineage: Eukaryota; Metazoa; Arthropoda; Arachnida; Araneae; Eresidae
Biological process (GO): regulation of transcription by RNA polymerase II
Molecular function (GO): DNA-binding transcription factor activity; RNA polymerase II cis-regulatory region sequence-specific DNA binding
Source: RefSeq, a predicted model, not a curated record